AUGUCUUCUGUUUCUGAUGAAAUUUAUGUCGGUCAUGUUGAGCUUGUUUCAUAUUUGGCUACAUAUACAUCUUUCUGGGGUUUUAUUUCCCGUUUCCGAGAAGUGAUCGUUACCUCGUCAUUGACUUCACCUACUUCCUGCCGGCAAGACCUCGAUAAUACUUGGGUCAGGUUAGAACGUUUACGAGGUAAAAAAGGUUUGGAAGAAUAUUGGAAAGGAGUAGAACAGGAAUGUAAAAUGAAGCGGGAUAUAACGAACCAUAAAGCUGAAAUAGAGCGGGUUCAUCGAAAUAUUUCUGAGCUUAACGAGCAAUUACGAAUAAAGGAGUCUGAUUUGUCUGUGCUUAAUGAGCAAUUACAGAUAAAGGAGGUUGAUUUGUCUGAGCUUACAAGCAAGUGGUAUAAAUCUAAUAUCAACUCGAAUCAUAGCGAUAUGGGGGAUUUUGUUGAAGGUUUCGAAGAUGAUUUAGACGGAAAUUCGAACGGAAGGUCUGUGGAUGACGAUAAUAAUUCUUCAUCUGAUUUCGGCUCGAAUUGUAAUGAUGUGGGGAAUUUCGCCGAAGGUUUUGGAGACGAUUUAGGUGGAAAUUCGGAUAGAGGGUCUGUGGAUGAGAAUACGCCUAAUACUCCUUCAGGAGUAGUAGGAACACAGAACUCUCGGCGAAAAAUUAAUAGAAAAAGGAGAGACGCACCUCCCUUAAGCCGAGAAUUCAAUCUCCGUGCACGAAGAAAUGUUAAUUAUAAUGUUGGACCUUCAUCGAAAAGGCGUCAUAAAAACAAGCCCACUCCAUCGUCAUCUUCUCCACAACCUCCAUCGUCAUCAUCUUCUCCACAACCCCCAUCGUCGCCACAAUUACCUCCUCCGCAAUCACCAAUAUCAUUAUUACUAUCAUCACCGCAAAUUUCUCUACCUCCUUCACCGAUACCUCCACAUAGAGAUAGGAUUUGUAAUCGUAAAUGCUCGUUACAUUGUUUUACCGCAACUACACUAUAA
Molecule: messenger RNA, 993 nt
Organism: Acaulospora morrowiae
Lineage: Eukaryota; Fungi; Glomeromycota; Glomeromycetes; Diversisporales; Acaulosporaceae
Source: the annotation of a GenBank genome assembly